This is a messenger RNA of Opisthocomus hoazin, 2371 nucleotides long. The record is from RefSeq and is a predicted model, not a curated record. Lineage: Eukaryota; Metazoa; Chordata; Aves; Opisthocomiformes; Opisthocomidae.
AUGGCUGAGGCACCGGAAGAGGAGCCAAAAGAGGAAGCAGCACCAGCCAAGCCUGUGGUGGGAAUUAUCUACCCUCCUCCGGAGGUCAGGAAUAUUGUCGACAAGACUGCCAGCUUCGUAGCCAGAAAUGGUCCAGAAUUUGAAGCUCGAAUUCGUCAGAAUGAAAUAAAUAACCCAAAGUUCAAUUUCUUGAAUCCCAACGAUCCUUACCAUGCAUACUACCGGCACAAAGUCAGCGAGUUCAAAGAGGGUAAAGCACAGGAGCCCUCGGCUGCUAUUCCCAAGGUCAUGCAGCAGCAGCAGAGUGCUCAGCAGCAGCUUCCGCAGAAGGUGCAGGCCCAGGUGAUCCAGGAGACAGUCGUUCCGAAAGAGCCACCUCCAGAGUUCGAGUUCAUUGCAGAUCCUCCCUCAAUCUCGGCCUUUGACUUGGACGUGGUGAAGCUGACGGCACAGUUCGUGGCUCGGAACGGGCGGCAGUUCUUGACUCAGCUGAUGCAGAAGGAGCAGAGGAACUACCAGUUUGACUUCCUUCGUCCCCAGCACAGUCUCUUUAACUACUUCACUAAGCUGGUUGAACAGUACACAAAGAUCUUGAUCCCACCAAAAGGCUUGCUCCUCAAACUGAAGAAAGAGGCCGAAAAUCCCAAGGAAGUCCUAGAUCAGGUGUAUUACAGAGUGGAGUGGGCAAAGUUCCAGGAGCGAGAGAGAAAGAAGGAAGAGGAGGAGAAGGAAAAGGAGCGUGUUGCUUAUGCCCAGAUCGAUUGGCAUGACUUUGUGGUCGUGGAAACAGUGGACUUUCAGCCCAAUGAGCAAGGGAAUUUCCCUCCUCCCACCACUCCGGAAGAGCUGGGAGCUCGAAUCCUGAUCCAGGAGCGUUAUGAGAAGUUCGGGGAAAGUGAGGAGGUAGAGAUGGAGGUGGAGUCAGACGAGGAAGAUGAAAAGCAAGAGAAAACAGAUGAGCCCCCAGCCCAGCUCGAUCAAGACACACAAGUGCAGGAUAUGGAUGAGGGCUCAGAUGAUGAAGACGAAGGUCAGAAGGUUCCUCCUCCUCCAGAAACCCCGAUGCCACCACCUCUUCCUCCCACACCAGAUCAGGUCAUUGUGCGGAAAGAUUAUGAUCCCAAAGCCUCAAAACCAUUACCACCCGCCCCGGCUCCAGAUGAGUAUCUUGUUUCCCCUAUCACUGGGGAGAAGAUUCCUGCCAGUAAAAUGCAAGAGCACAUGCGAAUUGGUCUCCUGGAUCCUCGAUGGUUGGAGCAGCGUGAUCGAUCCAUCCGUGAAAAGCAGAGCGAUGAUGAGGUCUACGCCCCAGGUUUGGAUAUUGAAAGCAGCUUGAAGCAGCUGGCAGAGCGCCGUACCGAUAUCUUCGGUGUGGAAGAGACUGCCAUUGGUAAAAAGAUUGGUGAAGAAGAAAUCCAGAAACCGGAGGAAAAGGUGACCUGGGAUGGCCACUCGGGCAGCAUGGCCCGCACACAACAGGCUGCUCAGGCCAACAUUACUCUCCAAGAGCAAAUUGAAGCUAUCCAUAAGGCCAAGGGACUGGUGCCAGAGGAUGACAGCAAGGAGAAGAUCGGUCCCAGCAAACCCAAUGAAAUUCCGCAGCCACCCCCUCCUUCAUCGGCAUCAAAUCCCCCAGCUAGCGCCCAGCCCAUCACAUCUGUGCCUCGUCCACCCGCGAUGCCGCCUCCUGUUCGCGCCGCUGUUGUUUCUGCGGUUCCGGUCAUGCCGCGUCCCCCGAUGACGUCCGUGGUCCGCUUGCCUCCCGGGUCUGUCAUAGCCACCCCCAUGCCACCGAUAAUCCACACCCCGCGCAUCAACGUUGUCCCCAUGCCGCCCUCGGCGCCUCCCAUCAUGAGCCCCCGCCCGCCUCCCAUGAUAGUACCCACAGCGUUUGUUCCUGCGCCUCCCGUGGCUCCGGUUCCUUCCCCAGCACCGAUGCCUCCUGUCCACCCGCCGCCGCCGAUGGAGGAUGAGCCAGUCUCAAAGAAGCUGAAGAGCGAAGAUAGCCUGAUUCCCGAGGAGGAGUUUCUGCGCCGGAACAAGGGUCCGGUCACGGUCAAAGUCCAGGUUCCCAACAUGCAGGACAAGACGGAAUGGAAACUGAACGGCCAAGUGUUGGUGUUCACCCUGCCGCUCUCCGACCAGGUGUCUGUUAUAAAGGUGAAGAUCCACGAGGCCACAGGGAUGCCAGCCGGGAAGCAGAAGCUGCAGUACGAGGGCAUCUUCAUCAAGGAUUCGAACUCCCUGGCUUACUACAACAUGACAAGUGGCUCUCUGAUCCACCUGGCACUCAAAGAGAGAGGAGGCAGGAAGAAAUAGGAGCCGUGGAGCCCAGAGGCGUAACGUGGCCGCUCACCACUUGUGUAACCCC